AUGCAUGACGCUUACGAACCGGUCCCUAUCCUGGAGAAACUGCCUCUCCAGAUUGAUUGUCUUGCGGCCUGGGGUAAGUUAAUAUUGUCAGCAAGCUAGCUAGCUACAGUAGCAAGCUAACAUAGCAAAUUAUUGUUGCCAUACACUAGCUGACUAGGUAGGUACUAAGCUAGCUGGCUGGUUUGUUUAACAGAUAACCAACUGAUAACUCUCGCCAGCUAGUUGUAGCAAAUGUAACUUGAUGAGUUUUGAGUUGACAGACAAUUGUAAACAAAGCAACCCUGUUUUGCACCUGGUCGAGAACUUGGGAUGGGGUUUUUGUUGUUUUUGUUUGUAGAGACGUCCUAUUUAAUUGAUACCGUUAUGUUAUAAUGUCGCUCAGUGACGUGAGUGUCAUACUUAUUGACCUUCUCUCCCGUAUCACGUAACAGAGGAAUGGCUUCUGGUGGGGACUAAACCAGGCCAUCUCCUGCUCUACAGGAUAAAAAAGGAUGCAGGUGAAUAAGAGAAAGACAUCUGCUGUCAGUGUCCUGUGUCCCUGCCAGUGUCCUGUGUCCCAGUGUCCUGAGUCCCUGUGUCCCUGUCAGUGUCCCGUGUCCCAGUGUCCUGAGUCCCUGUGUCCCUGUCAGUGUCCUGUGUCCCUGUCAGUGUCCCGUGUCCCUGAGUCUCUGUGUCCCUGUCAGUGUCCUGUGUCCCUGUCAGUGUCCUGUGUCUCUGUCAGUGUCCUGAGUCCCUGUGUCCCUGUCAGUGUCCUGUGUCCCUGUCAGUGUCCUGUGUCCCUGUGUAUUUGUAUGCGUGUCCCAGGCCCUGUCUAUUUGUAUGUGAAUGGUUGGCGUCUUAAAGCAUAGUUUCCAGUGUCAUUUUUUGUUGUUGGUUAUUUCCUCAUUCCUUAGCAGGUGUUUCAAACAAGGAAACAUAUCCUGUCUCUCUUUCUUCCUCAUAGGUACCAACAGGUUUGAGGUGACUCUGGAGAAGUCCAACAAGAACUUCUCCAAGAAGAUCCAGCAGGUAGAUUUUAGACAGAGUGAGGAUGAGACUUCACAUUCUGUUGAUGUGACAGUCAUUUCUAAAUGAGGUUAUGUCAGAUUAAAGAAAUAUAGUAGACACUCCGUUGUCCUAGCCGGGUUCAGUUGCUGUCAUUGUCAAGCCAAGCAUGGUAUGAUAAUGACUGACGAGGAUUUGGUGUGUGUGUGUGCGUCCUGCGCUAGCUUAGCACCAUUAGCUUCCUCCCUCUCUAUGAGUACAACUCAGGGUAAACUGUUCAUACCACAGCUUGAACACGUGACCGCCCACUUGACAACGUAUCAUCUAGUCGCGCCACCAAAAAGGAUCCUCCUCGAUAGCCCCAACUGGCGACAUUUCAAGCUGUGGAGAGAGCGUACAGCCCGUCCUUAUAUCCGUUGCACUGGCUUGAUCACAAACAGACUUGCACUCAGGCUACCAUUGUCCCGCUGUCCAGUUCAACCUCCUCUUGUCUCUCCUUCUCACAGCUGUUUGUUGUGUCACAGUACAAGAUUCUCAUCAGUCUGUUAGGUAGGUGAAACAACAUAUUCUCUUCAGCAAACAAGCAGACAUGUUGUUUACUUGAACAUGUGGUUGUUAAUCUCAGUAAUCCAUAGGUCAUAUGUUUUUAAUUAUUGCUUUACUGGGUGUGUGAACCCUUCUCCCCCCCCCCUACAGAGAACAACAUCCAUGUCCAUGAUCUGUUGACCUUCCAGCAGAUUACUGUGGUCUCCAAGGCCAGAGGGGCAACGCUCUUCGCCUGUGACCUGCAGGUGAGAUGACAUAGUGACAUAGUUUGUAAAUGUCUUGACGUGAACCAGUGAAUUCUAUUUAUCUGUAGCUCCUGUAAAAUCUGUUUCCCUGUGACAAUGGACAAAUAUAUCUUCUUCUUCUUCUUCUUCUUCCUGCAGCAGUCCCCUUCAGGAGAGGCCCAGCUGAGGAUGUGUGUUGCUGUGAAGAAAAAGCUUCAGCUGUACUACUGGAAAAGGCCCGGGAGUUUUGAGCCUUUUUGGCCCGGGAAGACAGGAGUUCUUGAGCAUAAAACAGGGAGGGCCCAUGGGGCUUUAAAGGGAAGACAGGGAGUCCCCAUGGCUACAGGUAAAACAGGGAGUUCUAUGAGUACAGGUAAAAACAGGGGGUUAUAUGAACUACAGGUAAGACAGGGGGUUCUAUGAGCUACAGGUAAGACAGGGAGUCCUAUGAGCUACAGGUAAGACAGGGAGUCCUAUGAGCUACAGGUAAGAUAGGGAGUUCUAUGAGCUACAGGUAAGACAGGGAGUCCUAUGAGCUACAGGUAAGACAGGGAAUUCUAUGAGCUACAGGUAAGACAGGGAGUUCUAUGAGCUACAGGUAAGACAGGGAGUUCUAUGAGCUACAGGUAAGACAGGGAGUUCUAUGAGCUACAGGUAAGACAGGGAGUCCUAUGAGCUACAGGUAAGACAGGGAGUUCUAUGAGCUACAGGUAAGACAGGGGAGUUCUAUGAGCUACAGGUAAGACAGGGAGUUCUAUGAGCUACAGUAAGACAGGGAGUUCUAUGAGCUACAGGUAAGACAGUGAGUCCUAUGAGCUACAGGUAAGACAGGGAGUUCCUAUGAGCUACAGGUAAGACAGGGAGUUCUAUGAGCUAACAGGUAAGACAGGGAGUUCCUAGAGCUACAGGUAAGACGGAGUUCUAUGAGCUACAGGUAAGACAGGGAGUUCUAUGAGCUACAGGUAGACAGGGAGUUCUAUGAGCUACAGGUAAGACAGGGAGUUCUAUGAGCUACAGGUAAGACAGGGAGUUCUAUGAACUACAGGUAAGACAGGGAGUUUCUAUGAGCUACAGGUAAGACAGGGAGUUCUAUGAGCUACAGGUAAGACAGGGUAGUUCUAUGAGCUACAGGUAAGACAGGAGUCCUAUGAGCUACAGGUAAGACAGGGAGUCUAUGAGCUACAGUAGACAGGGAUUCUAUGAGACAGUAAGACAGGGAGUCCUAUGAGCUACAGGUAAGACAGGGAGUUCUAUGAGCUACAGGUAAGACAGGGAGUCGUAUGAGCUACAGGUAAGACAGGGAGUUCUAUGAGCUACAGGUAAGACAGGGAGUCAUAUGAGCUACAGGUAAGACAGGGAAUCCUAUGAGCUACAGGUAAGACAGGGAGUUCUAUGAGCUACAGGUAAGACAGGGAGUUCUAUGAGCUACAGGUAAGACAGGGAGUCCUAUGAGCUACAGGUAAGACAGGGAGUCCUAUGAGCUACAGGUAAGACAGGGAGUUCUAUGAGCUACAGGUAAGACAGGGAGUUCUAUGAGCUACAGGUAAGACAGGGAGUUCUAUGAGCUACAGGUAAGACAGGGAGUUCUAUGAACUACAGGUAAGACAGGGAGUUCUGAGCUACAGGUAAGACAGGGAGUCCUAUGAGCUACAGGUAAGACAGGGAGUUCUAUGAGCUACAGGUAAGACAGGGAGUUCUAUGAGCUACAGGUAAGACAGGGAGUUCUAUGAGCUACAGGUAAGACAGGGAGUCCUAUGAGCUACAGGUAAGACAGGGAGUUCUAUGAGCUACAGGUAAGACAGGGAGUUCUAUGAACUACAGGUAUGACAGGGAGUUCUAUGAGCUACAGGUAAGACAGGGAGUUCUAUGAGCUACAGGUAAGACAGGGAGUUCUAUGAGCUACAGGUAAGACAGGGAGUUCUAUGAGCUACAGGUAAGACAGGGAGUUCUAUGAGCUACAGGUAAGACAGGGAGUUCUAUGAGCUACAGGUAAGACAGGGAGUUCUAUGAACUACAGGUAAGACAGGGAGUUCUAUGAGCUACAGGUAAGACAGGGAGUUCUAUGAGCUACAGGUAAGACAGGGAGUUCUAUGAGCUACAGGUAAGACAGGGAGUCCUAUGAGCUACAGGUAAGACAGGGAGUUCUAUGAGCUACAGGUAAGACAGGGAGUCCUAUGAGCUACAGGUAAGACAGGGAGUUCUAUGAGCUACAGGUAAGACAGGGAGUCGUAUGAGCUACAGGUAAGACAGGGAGUUUUAUGAGCUACAGGUAAGACAGGGAGUCAUAUGAGCUACAGGUAAGACAGGGAAUCCUAUGAGCUACAGGUAAGACAGGGAGUUCUAUGAGCUACAGGUAAGACAGGGAGUUCUAUGAGCUACAGGUAAGACAGGGAGUCCUAUGAGCUACAGGUAAGACAGGGAGUCCUAUGAGCUACAGGUAAGACAGGGAGUUCUAUGAGCUACAGGUAAGACAGGGAGUUCUAUGAGCUACAGGUAAGACAGGGAGUUCUAUGAGCUACAGGUAAGACAGGGAGUUCUAUGAGCUACAGGUAAGACAGGGAGUUCUAUGAACUACAGGUAAGACAGGGAGUUCUAUGAGCUACAGGUAAGACAGGGAGUUCUAUGAGCUACAGGUAAGACAGGGAGUUCUAUGAGCUACAGGUAAGACAGGGAGUUCUAUGAGCUACAGGUAAGACAGGGAGUCCUAUGAGCUACAGGUAAGACAGGGAGUUCUAUGAGCUACAGGUAAGACAGGGAGUUCUAUGAGCUACAGGUAAGACAGGGAGUCCUAUGAGCUACAGGUAAGACAGGGAGUCCUAUGAGCUACAGGUAAGACAGGGAGUUCUAUGAGCUACAGGUAAGACAGGGAGUCCUAUGAGCUACAGGUAAGACAGGGAGUUCUAUGAGCUACAGGUAAGACAGGGAGUUCUAUGAGCUACAGGUAAGACAGGGAGUCAUAUGAGCUACAGGUAAGACAGGGAGUCCUAUGAGCUACAGGUAAGACAGGGAGUCCUAUGAGCUACAUGUAAGACAGGGAGUCAUAUGAGCUACAGGUAAGACAGGGAGGGAGGUGACAUGGGGAGGGGGAGGGGGGGGGAUAUACACCUCGUUUAGAGGGAUAUUGUUCACCAAAAGGUAUUAACACAAUAAGGGUUUUUGUUGUUGUUUGUGUGUCAGGGAGACUUUGCUGCUCCAGACAUCCCUAAGUCCAUGGCCUGGUGUCAGAACUCCAUCUGUGUUGGCUUCAAGAGGGACUACUACCUCAUCCGGGUCAGUUCGGCACAUUACCAGAAAAACAGUCCACUGUGUGUAUUUUAAUGUUUUGCUGCAGACAUGACAGAAUGAAGUUCGACGAAGAUCUAUGAAGGUCUAUGAGUCACAAUGUUGCAGAGUCCUUGUUACCCUUCGGCCUCUCCUGGGUUGUAUUCAGUAGGGCCAUACUGUAUCAAAACGUUUAAAAAAGGAAAACCAAAAUGAGUGUUUUUGUCAUUUUUUUUUUUUCUCCAUUUGGUGCCUAAAUGAUCUCUCCCCUGGCGCGUCAUCUCUCUCUCUCUCUCUGUCUUUCGGUGCCCUCCAGAUGGAUGGUCGGGGUUCCAUCAAGGAGCUCUUCCCCACGGGGAAGCAGCUGGAGCCGCUGGUGGUUCCCCUGGCUGAUGGGAAGGUGGCGGUGGGUCAGGAUGACCUCACAGUGGUGCUCAACGAGGAAGGCGUCUGCACUCAGAAGUGUGCCCUCAACUGGACUGACAUCCCUAUCGCUAUG
Messenger RNA from Coregonus sp. 'balchen', 5514 nucleotides. Lineage: Eukaryota; Metazoa; Chordata; Actinopteri; Salmoniformes; Salmonidae. The record is from the annotation of a GenBank genome assembly.